This is a messenger RNA of Paecilomyces variotii, 2946 nucleotides long. RefSeq names its product cryptococcal mannosyltransferase 1-domain-containing protein. NCBI's taxonomy places the organism in Eukaryota, Fungi, Ascomycota, Eurotiomycetes, Eurotiales, Thermoascaceae. The coding region runs from base 1 to 2946 and encodes 981 amino acids. The transcript is spliced from 6 exons. The record is from RefSeq and is a predicted model, not a curated record.
AUGUCCGCUCGACUCCUCCACCCUGACGAGUUCGAGCUUGCAGCUCGCUCGUCUGUUGAUUCCCAAGAGACCUUCAACCUUGACGAAGCGGACUUCGAGUCUCAGUCUUAUUCCAAGUCAUACAGCUUUAGGCGUAAACCUGCAUUUCUAUCUCGCUUGCUAUCCUUCACGUUUUCCGGAUACCGUCGCAUCAGAGAUUCGGGAGCGCCUCUACCCUCGCCACGAAGGCCCGUUACGUGCUAUCGCCGCCUGCUAGCCCGCCGUUCAUGUUUCCUUCUGCACGCGUUCACCGGCAUUAUUCUUGCCCUUGUGAUUCUGACAUCGAUAUUCCGACCUUCCUAUACACGAUUACCAGCACACUAUGAAGCUCUUCGAAAAUCUGUAUCAGAGUCGAAUGCGCCGGGCAGGGGAAAUCCACGGAAUGAGAAGGUGUUCAUUGCGGCUAGCAUCUAUGACAAGGGAGGUGACCUCGCACGGGGCCAGUGGGGCAAGGGGAUACUCGACUUAAUCGACCUUCUUGGAGAAGACAAUGUUUUCCUAAGCAUAUACGAAAAUGACAGUGGGGAGGAGGGACAGGCUGCCCUCCAGGAGCUCCAGGAAAAGGUUCGCUCAAAGAAGUCUAUUGUCUUUGAAGAACAUCUGAACCUGUCGGAGAUCCCACACGUCACGCUUCCAGAUGGAUCCCAGCGCAUCAAGCGCAUUGCUUAUCUAGCUGAGGUUCGAAACCGAGCACUGCGCCCUCUGGAUCAACACCCGGAGAUCGAAUACGAUAGACUUCUAUAUUUGAACGAUGUCGUGUUCGAUCCUGUCGAUGUCCUGCAACUUCUCUUCUCUACCAACGCUGCACAAGAUGGAGUCGCUCAGUAUCGGGCUGCCUGCUCCGUUGAUUUCAUCAAUCCGUUCAAAUUCUACGAUACCUACGCAACUCGGGACCUACAAGGAUAUAGCAUGGGAGUGCCUUUCUUCCCAUGGUUUACGAGCGCUGGGUCAGGUCAGAGCAGACGGGAUGUACUUGCUGGCAAGGAUACUGUGCGUGUGCGGAGUUGUUGGGGUGGAAUUGUGGCCUUCGAUGCAAAGUACUUCCAGGGUCAUAAUCCAGUGCGUUUCCGUGCAGAGAAGGAUCUUUUCUGGGAUGCGUCAGAAUGCUGCCUUAUCCAUGCAGACAUUCAAGAUCCUGCGCCUGAUAUCGAAGCAAUCCCGGAUACUGGGAUAUAUAUGAACCCCUAUGUCCGAGUUGCUUAUGAUAGCGGGACUCUUUCUUGGCUAAGAACAACGCGCCGUUUCGAGCGGCUCUACUCCCUGAUCCAUUGGAUCGUUAACCAUAUCGCUGGCUUACCUCGCUUCAACCCUCGUCGGGGCGAAAGGCCUGGCACGGAAGUCGACGAAAAAGUUUGGGUUGCUGACGACAAGCUGGAGGGGGGAGGUUCUUUUGUGACCGUCAAGCGACUUGCAGAUCCGGGUGGCUUCUGCGGGCGUCGGGGACUUCAGGUCGUUGUGGAAGAUCGCAAAAAAGGGCAAGGUCCCUGGGAGACGCUCCCUGUUCCAUCUGAUGUCCUGUCUUUCUUUGCCGAAAACUCCAAGCAUACGCUUGCUGACAGCAGACAUGCUCCAAAGAAUGCCAGACAGAUGCUCAGUGCUAAGAGACCUUCGGUUUGUGCUUCCUUGUCUCCUUCCCGCACGCAUAACGGCUUCUGGGUGCUCCUCAGGACGACAACCAGCCGCAUGACUUUCAUUGUUGGUACGCAGAAACUGAAAGCCGCUUCUUUCAACAGAGGUUUCCGGAAGAGCUGCGUCUCGGCGCUGAGAAGGGGACUCACCCAGAGACCCGCCUGCAUGACCUUCACACCAACACCAACACCAACAACAACCUCUGCAACUGCAAAGACCACCAUGGCUCCUCCUGCGGAUAUCGAUGAUACCGCUGCCUUCAUGGCUGCGGUUCGUAGCCGUCGUCAGCAAGCCUUGAGCUCCCAGUCCGACAGCAUCGCGUCGUCCACCGCGGAGGUUGACCACGUUGAGACUCUCGUCGAAGCUCCUAUCAUCCCUGAACCUUCUCCUUCCAAGCAGAAGAAGGAAAACGUCGAGCACGCAAAGGCGAUCGCUCCCGAAGCUCCUGUUAUGCCUCUCAAGGAGGAGAAACAAUCUGCAUCUUUUUCCCCGUCUGUUGGCCUUGAGGCUUCCAAGUGGGCUAACCCUAGAUUCGUGUCCCCUACUCGUGCUCAGAGGACAUUGAGGGACCGUGAAGCUUCUAUCAGUGUUGUGACGCCCCAGGCUCGUACCCCUGAAGCUGUAACUCUCACCAAGGAGCCUGAAAUCGUUGAGACUCCGGAGGUCCCUAAGCCGUCUAUCACUGAAGAAGAGGACCGAGAGCAUCUUACUCACUUCAAAACCUGGGGUGCCCCAAUGGCUCGUGACAAGCCUGCUGCCCAGGUUCGUCUCAUCAUACUGAGCAACCUUCCUUCGACCUACAAUGCCCCUGCCAAAGUUUUGACUCUCAUUCACGGCGGAGCUAUCGAGAGCGUCCGUCUCUCCGCUGGUGGUUGUGCUUACAUCUUGUUCUGCGAUGCCACUGCCUGCAAGGCUUACUACGACCAGUAUCCAAACGGUAUCCCAGUCGGUCCUGGCGGACGCCAGACGAUCUUUGUGGAUAUUGGAAAAGAGGUUGACGUCGUCAGUUCGCAGCUGACUAUUGCGCUCUCAACUGGAGCCACCCGCGUUAUUCGGUGCGCUGGCGUUGACAUGAAUGUCUCCAUGAGUACUCUCUACGAGAUGGCGUCUGCAAAUAAUCGCAAGGUAGAGAAGAUCAUUGAUUCUUACGUCUCCGGAGAAUCUCGCCUCGUGAUCUUUCGUUUCUGCUCCAUCGAAGAUGCAAUUAGGUUCAAGUCCGCCCUCGUCCGCGACGACGAUUGGGAACACUGUAACGUCCAGUACGGCGAGGAUCCGUAA